Molecule: messenger RNA, 1083 nt
Organism: Pistacia vera
Lineage: Eukaryota; Viridiplantae; Streptophyta; Magnoliopsida; Sapindales; Anacardiaceae
Exons: 2
Coding region: 180-803 (207 amino acids)
Source: RefSeq, a predicted model, not a curated record
GGUUAUAGAUCUAAGAUAUUUUCACCUCAAAAUAUCCCUUCACAGGAUAUUUACCAAUCCACAUCAUUUAUCCAAAUGGAUCAUAACCUCUCUCUGUCUCUCGUACACUUGUUUUUUUUGACUGAGCACCGAUCCUUCACAUUCAAGAUCUCAGUAGCAGCUAGCGGAUUCAACCAAUAAUGGACGGUUCUUCUCAGCUUGUAGAGGAAGGCGUGAGCUUGAACGAGUGGGAGCAAAUUCAACUGCCAUCUCUUAGUAACAAUACACCACCACUCCCCACAACUCCAUCAAGUGUAUGGGAUGUGGUUGCCAUUAGAGACAACUAUCUCCAAGAUAGCCUCUCCUUUUUUCCCCCAAAUCAGCAUAAAGGUUUACCAGUUCCUCCACAGGUUGAAGAAGAACCAAAUUCGCCAUCAGGCUCAUCACCAUCAUCAACUGUAUCGUCGUCGAGCCCGGAGUUGAGGCCACGAAAUGUGAAUGAUAUUUGGAGGGUCUUAAGAUUGCGUUCUACGGUUCUGUGUUCUGGGAUAGUUAGGAUUGCUGCCAAGGUUCGUUACCGUGCAGUGAAUUUAGUGGGGUUUCGGUCGUUUUUAUCGGUGACUGGAGUUAUAGCGGCGGUGUUGCUUUCUCUGUUGUACGCUAGGAUGCGGAGAUGGCGUUCAAGAGUUCAGGAAGAGAACAAUCGCCUCAUUCUUUUAGUCAAAGAGAAAGACCAGAAGAUUGGGCAGCUCUUGAUUCAAGUUGCACAGAUGAAUGAAUUAUUGUCAGCACGCGUCAAGGUCCCGGUGAUUCGAAUUCGUUGAUUGAUGAUAACACUAACCUUGAUGUGCCGACAGCGUAUAUGCAUGAAACAAUAGAAAGCCAAAUACACCCAUAUAUAUAUAUAUUUGUACACGUUGAGCUCUUCUAUAUUGAGAGUUGGUCACUGAAACCACUUAUUAUUUUCUUCAAAUUACAUGACAAUCAUGACGGUGUGAAUCCUAGAAAUACUCAUAAAAGUAGAAGACAUUUGUUUUGAAUAUCUCCAAAAUCCAAAUCAUUACACUAUAUUAUAUGAUAUAAUCUAAGUAUGUAAAUCAUAAA